UUUUUUGUCCCAACAUCCUGGGCGUUGGGCAUUCCCCUUAACUCUUUCUUUCUUUCCUUUGUAACACCUCUGAACAGAUUACAAACUAUAAAAAAUUGGAGACUCUUUCAUCUCUAGAAUGGACUUACAAACUCUAACGAAUCUCUUCUCUACGACUUUUAAUCCCGAUCCAAACAUUCGUCGAGCUGCAGAACUCGAAAUUCGCAAGGUUGGAAAUGAGGAGGGGAUGAUCGCGGCCUUGCUGCAAAUCAUCGGCGCAGAUUCCAUCGAUAUCGCCACUCGCCAAGCCUGUUCAGUCUGGGUGAAAAAUCGCGUCGGAUCGCAUUACUCCCUCGAAGCUCCUACAGGUCGUGCCGACCGUUUACCUCUGGCUCAGUCGGACAAGAACGCGAUCAGAUCGAAUAUCCUAUCUCUCAUUGCUGCAUCGCCCUCUCGCAGUAUCAGUUUACAGCUCGCCAGCGCUUUGAAAAACGUCGCCUCUACCGAUUUCCCCGAUAAGUGGCCAGGAUUGCUGGACGACAUCAAGGUGUUGCUAGGAAGCUCAGAGAUAAGAGAAGUGCAUGCAGGAUGUGUAGCUGCUUUAGAAACUGUGAAAGCAUUCAGAUUCCGUCAGAAGAGCGAUUUGAUGACCAGAAUUGUGGCACAACUUUUCCCGACCCUUGCGUCUAUAGCACAGCAGAUGCUUCAAACCCCACCAUCCCAGGCGCAGGAGAUUCCAACCAUGCUUCACUUAAUACUCAAGACGUAUAAAACCAGUAUUGUCAUCAACCUUAGCACCCAUCAGCAAAGUGCUGAGAGCUUGGUACCUUGGGGACAGCUCUUGUUUGCUGUCGUUAACCUCGGUAUCCCCAAGGAAGCCGUUCCAGAAGAUGAAGACGAACGCGAACGAUGUGAGUGGUGGAAAGCUAAGAAAUGGGCGUUUGCUACUUUGGGUCGUCUGUUCCAUCGGUUCGGCAACCCCUCCCAGCUACCUAGCACCAUGCAAAAAGAAUAUAGUCAUUUCGCAGAGCAUUUUGUCACCAUGUUCGCCCCAGAGAUCCUAAACAUCUACCUGCGGCAGGUCGAACUGUACGUUUCUGGUCAAGCGUGGCUGUCAAAGAAAUGUCAAUAUCAUAUCUUCUCCUUCUUCACCGAAUGUGUGAAGCCUAAAUCUACCUGGACCCUGCUCAAACCUCACUUCGAGACCCUCGUCUCCUCGUUCGCUUUCCCGCACUUGUGCUUUACCCCGUCGAAGCAAGCGCUAUGGCAGAACGACCCUGUUGACUAUGUGCGCGUUGCGGUAGACGAGUACGAGAGCUACGCCACCCCCGUUUCGGCCGCGACAAGCUUCCUAUUCGCGUUGGCUGGUAACAGGACAAAGACCGCCUUCAUGCCUAUUCUAGCAAUAAUCAACACGAUCCUCAGAUCCAACUCUGCUCCGCCACAGAGGUUUGGUGCCUUGAAUAUGACUGCCGCGCUUGGCCCUUGGAUUAUGAAGCACCCCGAUGUCAAGAAUAACAUGGAGCAGUUCGUUGAGCAGUUCGUUACUCCGGAGUUCACUAGCAACGAACCGUAUCUGAGAGCUAUCGCAUGUGAAGUUCUCGGAACCGUAGUGAAAUCUGGCAUUAAAUGGUCUAAUGAAGAGAGCUUGAACAAGAACUUCAGAGCUGUUGCUGCAUGCCUUGACGACCACGAGCUCCCUGUCAGAGUUCAAGCGGUCUUGGCCUUGACAGAGUUAAUUGUCGCAAAUGAGUCUGUUCAAGCUCAGGUUUCCCCUCAAGUUGGAAAAGUCGUGCAAGAUCUCCUGAAGCUCUCCGAUGAGACCGAUCUCGACAUUCUCAAUCAUAGUAUGGAAGUCAUGGUUGAUCAAUUCACCGCCGAACUUCUCCCCGUAGCAGCUCAGCUUACUCAAAGUUUGUGCGAUUCGUACUUGCGUCUUGCAAAAGAAAGCAUGGCUCAAGAGGAAGCUGAGGUUGCCAACUCGGGUGGAGAUUUCGAAGCGUUGAUGGCGGAAGGUGACGAUGAUAAGACUUAUGCCGCGAUGGGAGUGGCCAAGACGAUCUGGACGAUCGUCUCUACCGUUGAGAAUGCACCGGAAAUCUUGACACAGAUUCAAGAGAUUAUCAUCCCCAUCGUCGUCUUUACACUGGAGAACAAGCUGCUUGAUCUCUUCGACAAUAUGUACGAUCUCAUUGAUAGCCUAACGUUCAAGCUCCGCACGAUUUCACCCAACAUGUGGCCUGUCUUUGAGGUUACUUAUAAAUUGUUCAAGUCGGAUGCGGUUGACUUCUUGGAAGAGAUGCUCGCCCCGUUGGACAAUUUUGUUUCUUAUGGCAGCGAGGUUAUCAAAACCCGUGCAGAUUACAAGCAGAUGUUGGUUGAUAUCUACUCGACCUCGCUUUCCAACAAGCAGUUGGGUGAAAACGAUGGCGUCAACGGGUGCAAGCUGGCCGAAUCGGUCCUCCUGAACUUACGUGGCCAUAUUGAUGAUGCUCUACAAACCUUUAUCGUCACUGCGUUGGACUACCUCGAAAUUGCAGAGACCGCAAGCCUCAAGCUGGCACUCCUCAACGUCUUGGUCAACAGCGUCCUCUACAACCCAACCGCAGCACUUCAUAUUAUGGAAAGCUCCAAGCCGGGAUCCGCCCGAGCCUUCUUUGACAAGUGGUUCGCUGCCAUCAAUAAAAACGAUAAUUUACUUCCGAGAGUGCACGAUAAAAAGCUGAGCAUCCUCGCGUUGUCAAGUUUACUCGACCUAGACCAUACUUCGAUACCCGAAUCGUUGAGAGAAGGAUGGCCUGGAAUCGUCGGGGGGAUUCUCAAACUGUUCAAGGAUCUGCCGAAAGCUGUUGCGGAGAGAAAGGCGCUUGAAGAGUCACUUCAGGAUGAUUCUGAUGACGAUGAUAUCGAAGAAGAGAAGCUGCUUAACCUCCACGGUGAUGAUGAGGACGUUUGGGAUGAAGAUUCUGCCUACUUAGAGAUGCUCGCGAAGGAGGGUGCCCGCCUUCGCGAGCGUUCGGAGAAACUCGAGGAUGGAGAAGACGUAGACAGUGACGAUGAAGACGAAGCUGUAGCUGAGGAGUUGGGGUAUAUCAGUCCACUUGAUAACGUCAACCUCUAUUCCUCGUUCAAGCAAGCUUUGACCAGCUUCCAAAUCCGCAAUGGCGCAGGAUAUCAGGCUGCUACGACAUCUUUGGAUGUGGAACAGCAAACAUUGCUUAUGGAGGUCAUGAGGUUAGCUGAUGCUCCGGCGGAGGCCUCUCGUUCUUGAGAAGCCGGUGGAACGAGACAGAGCGCCGAGGGGGGAGGGGAGCUUAUGAUCAACUAUCAUCUAUCUAUAGUGAGGUGACGAACGUUCUUUUCUGUUAUGCUUUCGAGAACGAUCCCCGUUUGUUUUUACGGCUCGAGAGUUUGUUAGGAUACCACUGUUACCUUUUUUCCAUACCUAAAUGGUAUGGGCACGACAAGAACCAAUCUAUUUUUUUCAACCCGUUUCUCACCUGAUGUUCCUAUCUUUUGGGUUUCUGUUUGCACUUUCUAUGAUUUCGAGUAAGAAGGCUCUCCUUCGUUAGAAAUAGAAUGGCCGCCGUGCUGGUGAUAAUGUAUGAUGGUUUUGCAUCCGUUCCGG
Molecule: messenger RNA, 3607 nt
Organism: Marasmius oreades (fairy-ring Marasmius)
Lineage: Eukaryota; Fungi; Basidiomycota; Agaricomycetes; Agaricales; Marasmiaceae
Exons: 21
Coding region: 119-3250 (1043 amino acids)
Biological process (GO): protein import into nucleus
Cellular component (GO): cytosol; nuclear envelope
Molecular function (GO): small GTPase binding
Source: RefSeq, a predicted model, not a curated record